CUCUCUCUCUCUCUCUCUCCCAAACAAACAGUAGCUUCCCCUUUUCUAGGAAAAAAUAUCUGCCAAUCUCUUUACAACGUUUUCGCAAAACAAAUUCAACCAAACAUCAUAAUUCCAUCACACUGUUUUCCUUCCAAGGUUUUCUAGGAUUGAACAAACAAAGAAAAUUAACCGGAAAAGAGCCCCCUUUUGUGUUCUAUACAUAUACCCCUCCACAUGCAAUUCACCAUUCCCACUCCAACUUCUCUCUCUCUCUCUCUCUCUCACUCUCAGACACACAGAUGAAACCCUAGUUAGAUCAACCGAUGAUCUAAGUUCUCUCUCUCUCUCCUCAAUCAUGAAAACAUAGUUUUUUAGCUUUCACUGUCUUGAUCAACUAUAACAUCUCAACCUCAAUCCACCCACAUCUCCUCCUCCUCCUCUCUCUCUCUCUCUCUCUCUCUCUCUCAAUGGACACUUUUCUAAACCCUAAUAACACAACCAUGAUCGCCACCACCACAAUCACCACUAUAUCCUCACCUCCAUCCAGCUCUUCUUCAACCUCACCGUCCACCACUCUCAGCCGAUACGAGAACCAAAAGCGCCGCGACUGGAACACCUUCGGCCAGUACCUCCAGAACCACCGCCCCCCGCUCUCCCUCCCCCGCUGCAGCGGGGCCCACGUGCUCGAGUUCCUCCGCUACCUCGACCAAUUCGGCAAGACCAAAGUCCACACCAACCUCUGCCCAUUCUUCGGGCACCCGAACCCGCCUGCCCCAUGCCCGUGCCCGCUCCGCCAGGCAUGGGGCAGCCUCGACGCCCUGAUAGGACGCCUUCGGGCUGCCUUCGAAGAGAAUGGCGGGCAGCCAGAAAACAACCCGUUUGGUGCUCGAGCGGUCAGGCUUUACCUGAGGGAGGUUCGAGAUUCGCAGUCCAAGGCCAGGGGAAUUAGCUACGAGAAAAAGAAGCGGAAGCGACCAGUGCCGGCAGUGGUACCAGCGCCGCUGCCGCCAGUGCCGCCGCCGCCUAAUUGCUAGGUACACUUAAUCGGGGUCGCGAAAAAACCGUAAGAAAGUUGGACGGAGUGUUCCAAAUUUAGUUUAGAGCAGUGCUACGGACAAAAAUAUUGCAACCCAAGCAUUUUAAAUUGUUCUGGACACAUCUGCAUCUGUAUUUAAAGCAUUUUCCUUGUAUUUUGAAUGUGGCAACAUCUACUGAUAUAUGUCAAUAAUUUGUGUCACUCAA
Rhododendron vialii is the source of this 1224-nucleotide messenger RNA. RefSeq names its product protein LIGHT-DEPENDENT SHORT HYPOCOTYLS 4-like. Gene Ontology annotation, cellular component: nucleus. The coding region runs from base 450 to 1016 and encodes 188 amino acids. NCBI's taxonomy places the organism in Eukaryota, Viridiplantae, Streptophyta, Magnoliopsida, Ericales, Ericaceae. Gene Ontology annotation, biological process: response to light stimulus; mRNA transcription. The record is from RefSeq and is a predicted model, not a curated record. The transcript has a single exon.